AUGACGAACUGGGCGGACGACGUUAUCGAGGAGGAGAUGGACGACGGUGAGGAGAUGCGCAGCGACGGCGAUGUGCUUGGCGAGGUCGUUCCGCGCGUGAGGAAGCGUGCCAUCGGUGUGCAGCGCACAAUAUUGAGCGAGGAGCAAUGGGAAGUCGACGUCGACGCUCUCGAGGCGAGCAAGUCUAAUCCACCAUCGACAGCAUUUCGCCAAUGCGCGCAGGUGCACAGUGACUGGGUGAACGACAUCCUUCUAUGCAACGAGAAUCAAACCCUCGUCUCUGCGUCCUCCGAUGGCACCGUCAAAGCGUGGAACCCCCACUCACAGCCCGCCUCAGAGCCUAGCACGAUUGGGAUACACGCUGACUAUGUGCGGUGCCUCGCUUAUAGCCGUGAACAGCGCUGGAUUGCAUCCGGUUCCUUUGACCGCACGAUCAAACUCUGGGAUCUCGCCGGGGCGAGCACGGGCAGCCCACUCACAACUUUAAGCCCACCGGACAUGUCGGAUCCCAAAUCGUCUGUGUAUGCAAUCAAGACGGACCCAUAUGGGUCCGUCAUCGUGUCCGCAUCUCCCGACCGUGUCGUCCGGUUGUGGGACCCUCGUGCAGGCAGGCGAGUGUCGAAGCUGGUCGGUCACACGGAUAACAUCCGCACGAUGCUACUCUCAGAGGAUGCGAAAUAUCUGCUCACAGGCUCGACAGAUGCAUCCAUCAAAUUGUGGUCACUCUCCUCACAACGGUGUUUGCACACGUUCACUCAUCACACAGAAUCAGUCUGGUCACUCUUCUCGCAACAUCCGACACUCGAGAUAUUCUAUUCGGGUGAUCGCUCUGGGCUCGUAUGCAAAGUCGACGUCGAAGGCUGUGCAGACGUCUCCGAGGGCGAAUGCAUUGUGCUCUGCCAGGACACGAACGAACAAGGGAAGAGCAUGGGCGAGGCGGGCGGAAUCGAUGCGAUUGUCGCGAUGGAUGACUCUCUGCUAUGGACUGCCUCGGGCGGCAGCUCCAGUUUCAAGCGAUGGAAGGUACCUCCACGUAAAACUGUACGGGCGGCUGCAUUGAAUGCCGGUAGGGACAGCAUGCCGACGACCGAGAUCCCUGGACCUGCAUCCGUUGAGAGCAACAAUUUCAGCGAGAGACGGUCUGGCGCACGGAACUCGAUCGACUUCACAAGUGUGGCGAGCACUUCACCGCGCUCGGUUUCGAUACACCCCAGCGCACAAGCAUCCAGCCCGCCACCAUCUAAGAAGAGUAAUCGCAUAUCACUUUCUCCUUCUCUUUCACCAUCGUUGGUAUCGUCUCAUUCGGCUGCACCCUGUGAUCCUGAUCCAUUCGCAGACAAAGAAGGCGACGAGACAUGGUAUGGAAUUCCAUUCGAGAGCCUUGUGCGACUCACAUCACCGAAUAAUCCAUUUGCGCGUUUCGGUGGGCAUGGAUCAUUUUCUCGGGGACCCGAUCCGGAGAUCGCGACGCUGUACUCCGCUGCGUCGAUUAUGAGCAUGCCGCGUCUCACGCCUCGUCCCAUGCACUCUGUACUUGCAAGCCCGAGCAAGCUACUUCCAGGCCAGAGAAGUACGAGCCCGCUCCAGGGUGAGCGCGACUCUGUGCCUGCGCAAACGCGUGUCGGGGAAGAGACGCAGACGCUGCAUCCAGGCGCGCGUGUACGAACGGCGUAUGAGGAGCGGGAGGUCGCAGCGGACGCCGUGCCGCUGAAUCGCGAGCCAGACGAGGUCGUCCAGGGAGAUUGCGGUUUGGUGCGCUGUGCGAUGCUGAACGAUCGUAUGCAUGCUCUCACUGUAGACACGGCGGGGGAAGUGGCGGUGUGGGACGUUGUGCGAGGGACGUGUCUCGGGCGGUAUCUCAGCGAGGAUGUCGCUGCUGCCAGCUUCUGUGGCAGCGAGGCCAGUGUGCGCGGUGAUUCGGAUGGAGGGUCCAUUAAAGAGCUGAUGAGGGAAGAGCGGGGUCCACGGGAGGCGUUGCAGACUGUGAGGGAGCGGAUCGAGGGCGAGGCUGUUGUUCCGGCAUGGGCGAGCGUAGAUACCAAGACGGGCGUGCUUACAGUGCAUCUGAGCGAGCGUUGCUUCGAGGCGGAGGUAUAUGCUGACGAGGCGGGUCUUUCGCAUGAUCGGCGCUAUGGAGACGAAUUCAGAGUGAACAUCGGCAAAUGGAUCUUGCGGAAUCUGUUUUACGGGUUCAUCCGUGAGGAACAGCGGACGCGAAGAAGAGAAGAGCCAGCUCAUCGGAUGCACCGUGCUUCCGCACCCAGCCAUAUAGACGUUCCUGCCCAUGAUCAUCACCCCCGCAGAUCAUUAGACUCGUUGCAUCAGUCGUCAUCCUCUAGCCCAAGGAGUUCACAUGUCUUGUCUUCUCCCACCAUGUUGCCCGCCAUGUCUCCCGCCAUAUCCAUGGGUCCGCGAACCCCACUCCUGACGCCGCUUAUUCCGAUCAACAGCAGCGAGCGGACCGCGGGGCUGUCGCCAAUACCCCAGUCCCCGAACGACAGCACGCCGAUGCCGCCGCGCACGCAACAGGCGGAGGGGGCGCCGGGCUCGCUGUCAAGCUCGGAUUACUUCUCGCUGCGCGCGCGGCGUGAGUCCAUGUCGACUGCGGGAAGCGUGACGACGUCGGACGAUUUCUCGUCGUGGGGGAAGGACUCUGGAUCGCAGACGCCGAGCACGCCGAGUGCGGUGGGUUUUAUCGGGCGGAUCAAUAGAGCAUUUGGGAAGAGCGUAAGGCGGCAGGCAAGCGAAAUCGGUACGCCUGCGACUUCCUCUAGUGGAAAUGAUGCCCCUGCCAUACCAGCGGUACGGAAUUCUUGUUAUGAAACCAUAGCUCCAAUCCCUCAUAAGAGCCCAGUGCAGGCGUUGCUAUCGGGACCGAUCAACCCGCCGUCUGCCACCGACAACCCUCCUUUGCCUAUUUCGCCGCACACCUCCGUGAUCAUCUCCGAGGAGGCGCUUUCGGGCUGGACGACGAUAUACAGGGGACAGGUCGCGAACACCGCAGGCGAUAUGCAUACACUCGAGGAGGUCAUGCCAUAUUGGCUUAUAGAGUAUCUAUUGACGAAUAAAGCGCCUUCUGUGCCUUUGACCAAGAUUAGUUUUGUACUAUUGCCCUUUCCUGCUAAGGAUCCUCAGGAGCGGCUGCCUGAGCUUGUUAAUAGUGCGCAAACGAAGUUGACUGCUAGCCGCUUCCUGCGGGUUCGCAAGCUCGCUGUCCACGUGCAAGACAAAUUGGACAGGAUAUUUGGCUCUCGCAGUUCAACAUCUCCCAACACGCCCCGCUCAUCGCUCGACAGCCGGUCACAUUCCUCCGGCGGUGGGAGGGGCGAGUCACGGCCUCGUGCGGAAGAAGUGUACGAGAUCCUGUGCAACGAUGUCGUACUCCCGCUAGACAUGACACUCGCUGCAGUGCGGCAGUUCAUUUGGCGGCGGGCGGGCGAGAUUAACAUGUACUACCGUCGUAAAAGCCAUUUAGUCAACCGCUAG
Molecule: messenger RNA, 3486 nt
Organism: Laetiporus sulphureus 93-53
Lineage: Eukaryota; Fungi; Basidiomycota; Agaricomycetes; Polyporales; Laetiporaceae
Exons: 10
Coding region: 1-3486 (1161 amino acids)
Biological process (GO): protein deubiquitination; double-strand break repair via homologous recombination
Molecular function (GO): ubiquitin binding
Source: RefSeq, a predicted model, not a curated record